UGACAAGCAGACUAUCUCAAGCAGAGGCCCAAUAUGCAAGGAACUACAAAACCAUGGUCGACAACCAUUUCAAAGAAUCGUUUUUAAACGACUUACCGGAGAAACUAAGAUCGACUGAAGAGGUGAAGGUGGAUGUCAACAUGAUUCCAGAGCCGAAUCUAAAAGUUAACGUAUUUUGCAAGGUACUAGAGAAUAUAGGCGAAGUAGUUAUAGACGCGCAGCAAAAUCUUUCAGCUGAUCUCAGAGAAAAUGAGAUAUAUGUUCUUAUCUAUGAAAUCAUUCGGCCCUUUGUUUUGGCAGGGAAGAUCCAACUGUUGUAGCUCUGUUUUUAUUAACUUUUCAGCUUGCAUUCAAUUGUAUUUUGAAACAACUUUGGCCUAUGUGCAGUGAAAGUGAUAAAGCAUGAGAGCGUUAGAAACUAUCCACUACUCACAAAUAACUCAAAACUCAUACGCUAGCUUCUGUUUGCAGUUUAUGGCGCACCCAUUUACACAAAAAUCCAUGACACAAGAGUCUUGAAACUUUGUUUACUUCAUUGGAUUCGUUUGGCCCUUAUAAUUUACAUCAGUAUUCAUAUAUUUUGUCCUGAAUGGAAGAUUUUGGCAAAAUUCAUAAACGUUUUUUUUUGAAGCUGCAAAUGCGCGGUCUUGAUUGUCAACAAAUUGUCCUAUCAGCAGCCGAUCCAUUAACAAAAGCCUCUUUAAAAUUGACCGGUUUACUAUUAGAAGUUUGUAUCUUUUUUGUUCCUUUUCGGACUUACCUGAAAUCGAUUUACCAAGUCCUUUAUAACAUGUGGUGCAUUGCAAUCCCUAUGUAACUGUAGAAUGUCGAAGUUUUCAUGACGUUAUCAAUGCGCAAAACGGUAUGCAAAUGAAUUUUGAAUUGGUGGAAACAGUUUAACGUGCAGCAUAUCUAUUAGUUGUGCUAUUACACUACCUGUAUUAAGCUGACGGAGCAGUAAGGAAAGCCGUUUAAAUACCUUAUAUCCAUCUAUAGUGCUGAAAAACAUUAAAAAAAUUCUCAGAUUGCAUCUGUUGAUUGAAUGUGAUAAAGUGUGGUCAGUUGAAUUACGUUCCAUCAUCUACUAUUGCAAGAAACACGAAAUGAAAUUCUGAAUAACGGACAAAUUUUCAAGAACCGCCCUUGUGUAAAAAAAACCAGCUCUAUAUCAUUUUCUCAACCUCUGGUGUCUCGUUAACUUGCACUUUAUUUUUUUUAAGGUCAACCGAAUUCAGUGGUAGAUAUCUAUGACUUGAUGAAAUUCGAGACACAAAUUCUUAGAUUUAACUAAAAGCAAGUUACAUGAACUGUAUGGUCAUCAUGAGUGCUCGUAGUAGUAAAAACGUGUAUCAUCAUGAACACUCGGAAUCUUUAGAUACCUUGAACUUAAAAAUGGCGGAUAAUGGAGCCUGUAAUCAAGCAGACCGAGUUGCAAGCAAAAAAGCAGAAUCUGAGGCUGAGGAGCAUUUGGAAGACUCUUCAAGAGUUAUGCAUAAUGAAGAAAAUUUUCUGGAUACCGGUGAAACAUUUUUAAAGAGUAAUAUUCAGUUGGCCGAUCACAUAGGUUACGAGGACGAGACCGUGUUGAAUUCUGCAAAUUCCGAGUAUCAAAUGCAUAAAGAAUUACUGAAAAAUCUAGCUCGCGAUGAGGCUAGUCAGAGCACAGAUGUGAAUCUAGACGGAUCUGUUAACGUAAAAGAGGAUGUAGAGAGUAAAUCUAUAUUAUUGGAGUUAGAUGAAAUAGACAGAGAAGAUUUUAGAGCAGCAAAAGGAAAACUUGAGAAUUCAAGCCAUUCUUCGUUUGAUAAGGCCAAAUAUUUUUUUGGUAAAUCGAAUGAGGUAGAAGAGACUGUGACUGGGAGCUGCAUUUACACUAGAGGGACGACAGGUGAAAUUAGGGAUUUAAGUAAAUGUGUUUCUGACGAAAAGUCGCAAGAGAAGAUAGCAGAUAAAGCAAUAAAGGAUGAUUUGAAUUCUAUGGCGAAGACGAAGAGGUGUAGUUGUUUUAUUUUUGGAAACAAUGGUCAAAUACAGGCCAAUGAAGCGACUGAGGCAUCAGAUAAUGGCGGUGCUAAGGAGAGGCAGGAUGAGAAAGCGAAAAAUUCGAAAUUGUUCAAGCUCAUGAAGAAAGUUGGCCUAGGUUCGUCUGUGAACCAGUGCGAUUCGGCGAAUAAGAUUGAUGAACUGACUGGUAACUAUGUAUCGAAUGAAGAGGCAGUGGUCAAAAUAAAUGAUCAGGAGGCUGGAGAGCCAAUAAAGCAAGAUAGUGUCAAUGUUGAUAGAAGUAUUGAAGUAGAUGAGGUGCCUCGCCACGAAGUGUUGAAGGCAGGGACAACAGGUGUAAUAGAACAGCUACUUAGGAGGGAUACGAUCGAGACGGACGGAAAGGAUAAUGCUGGGGAGGUCAAAGCUGGGAAGGGAGAGAUUAAUGAAGUAGCAUCAAAUGUUUUGAUAAGGGCUGCUGAUUCGGAAGUAUCAAAAAUAGAAGAUUUGGUUAAUCAGGAAGUGCCAUCCAAGAUAAUAGCGUCAGAUGAGAUGGUGGAUAAACUGCAUCAACAUUUGAGGGGAUGUUUGGCCAGAGUUAACGAGAUGAACAAGUUUGUUGAAAACAUGAGAAGAAUUAAGUUAGAGGUUAAAGCCCUUUUGUCAGGGAGUGAGGAUGCACUGUUGAAGGAGACGUAUGAUCUCAAGGUAGCGGUUACAGUGUUGAAAAUUAAUUUAGAUAUGCUGGAAGAUAAGGAAACACAGUUGACCAAAGGUUGUGUGGGAGAUAUGUCAGGUAAAAUAGAUGAGUACAAAACAGUGCAUGGAGAAGAGGGUAUGUCAGAGGAGGAGAGCCAUGAUCAAAUUUUUACGGAUAUGGAGAAGACAGAUUUGGUGAAGAUGUUAGAAGAGUCGAAGAAGGAAGUUGAGGUGUUGAAGGUGGAAAAUGCAGAGAUAAGAGGAAUUAUGUUACAUUUAUCAAACAUUCAAGGAAAUGGUAAUUUUACUUCUCAGGUGGAUAUGACCGAUACGCCAAUGCUUGCCUCGAUGAAUCUGCAGGGGAGUUGCAUUCCACCACCGCCUCCGGAUCCAAGUUUGCUAUUGCUUGAUAUGAAUGGGAGAAAAGAGAAUGGUUGCCCUAGUCCUGGCUCGGUACCCUUAGGAGUCAAACCGAGUGUGCGGAUGAAGGGUUUUCACUGGUUCAAGAUACCUCUGCAUCAGAUCAAUCAGACAGUGUUCGCUAUGAUUGAUCCGUUGAGAGUCUACAUUGAUUCAGAGGCGUUGGAGGCCAAUUUUAGAGUUCGAGAGUCUAAAAUAUUGUCCAAGGUAUUAAAAAAAAGUAAGGAGUUGACAUUUGUUGAUUCGAAGCGUCUGCUCAAUGUGGGCAUUUUUCUUCAGACGCUCAAGAUUCCGUAUCGUAGGGUAAUUAGAGCGAUCAGGACUCUGGAGUCGAGGGUACUAACAUCUGAACUGACUAGGAGGCUACAGGAUAUUUUACCGACAGACGAAGAAGUGAAGAAUAUUAGGAAUUAUGUGUCGAAUGGUGGAUCUUUGGAAAGCCUACAGAUAGUAGACCAGUUUUUUUAUAAGAUAUCUCGCAUUCCUCAGUUUCGAGCUCGUUUGAAAGUAUAUGAAUAUAAGAUCAACUACGAUCUUCGGGCGUGUGAGCUGGAGAUUAUAAUUUCGCGAUUGGAAGGCGCCAACGAGGAGCUGAAGAAGAACACGCCUGCGUGGGUCAAAUUACUUGAAGUGGUGCUAGCGAUAGGAAACUUUCUUAAUUACAACUCGCCUCGAGGCGGAGCUAGAGGAUUUCAAAUAGAAUGUUUGAGUCAGCUUUCUUCGAUUAAAAGUUUGGACAAUACAUUUACGCUUUUAGACUAUUUAGUUGAGUAUCUGCAUGAGAUGGGCAAGUAUAGCGACGCUCUGGAUCUUCCGAACACGUCUCGGAGCAUUUUGCAAGUUUCGAAGCUGGAUUGGAACGCGGUGAUAAAUGACAUGCUUUACUUGCGCAAGCAACUCUCCGACACGAAUGCGCUUUUGAUGACGAUUGAGAGGUCGAACGUGCAGGAGGACACGUUUUUCGACACAAUUCAGAUGGCUCUAAAGGCAAUAGAGCGCAAGCUGGAUGUAUUAGAACACCAGUUCAACCAAACAUGCAAUCAGUAUAGAGAGAUUGCAAGGGAAUAUGGCGUGGUUCCUCAGUCUAUGCUCCCUUCCGAAUUCUACAAGAUGCUGAAUUCGUUUCUAGUUUUGUUUGAGAAUGCGAUAGAAAACUAUAAGACGAAGCUAGCAAAUGCGCAGAAAAAAGAAUCAGGCAUCUGCUUUUGCAAGGGAGCUAUUCGAAAAAAAAUAAUUCAGAAAGAAUUAGAAUUGAUCCACGCUACUGGCGAUGUAUCAGGAUUUAGUUCCAGUAUUUUUACAAACUAGAACGUCGAGAAGAGUGAAGAGACUAGCUUAGAGACUUUCCGUGUUGCCUCGAGCCUUCAAAAGAGGUCGGUUUAUUCCUCUAACAGCAAUCGUAGCUUGGGCAGUACCAGGACAUAGAACGGGUUUGCGAUUCAAUGCCUUUGAGCAUCAACUAAAGUUUGCGUAAAUGGCACCGCCAGUUGAACAGGAACUGAAGGAUAUGGGCAAGGUAGUUUGUACAGUCCGGAUGACCUUGAUAUUUUUGUUUUGAACUCCCUCCAUCAAUUAAUAAAAGUACCGUCGCAAAACA
Messenger RNA from Schistocerca gregaria, 4699 nucleotides. Its product is annotated as formin-like protein. The transcript has 4 exons. NCBI's taxonomy places the organism in Eukaryota, Metazoa, Arthropoda, Insecta, Orthoptera, Acrididae. The coding region runs from base 1303 to 4410 and encodes 1035 amino acids. The record is from RefSeq and is a predicted model, not a curated record.